AUGACGGAAAGUUCUGAGAGGGAGUUUCACUUACGUGAGUUCAAAACUGUACGAAAUUUGGGCCAUGGGAAAUUCGGCAAGGUACUCCUAGUGAGCACCAAAGUUGACCAUGAAAGUGGCAAUUCUCGGCAUCCUACAUUGCAGCCUGGUGGGAAAUCUAACUAUUACGCGAUCAAGAUCGUUAACGUGCGGGAGUUGGAAAAACCCGUACUGAAUAUUACAGGAGUAUCUAAUUUGGCGAAAAUCAGAAGCGAAAUACACAUUAUUGACAUUAUCAGCCGGUACAACCACCCAAACCUCGUCCAGUUGUUUACCAUCAUACGUAAUGAGGCGAGCAACUUCAUAUACUUCAUCAUGGAAUACUGCUCGUGGGGGGAACUCACCCCAAACAACCUAAUUAGAGGUCCAAUAAGCGAUAGUCCAAUCAUCAACUUGCAGUAUAAGCUGCAGAACAUAGUGAACGGGCUGGAGUUCUUGCACUCACUCCGGAUAGUGCACCGGGACAUCAAGCCCUCGAACUUGCUCGUGGACCGAAAUGGUGUCGUCAAGAUUUCCGACUUUGGAACUUGCUACAGACUUUCCGGAGAUGCUGUAAACGACAGAUUCGAGAUAUUCAAGAAACUUGUGGGUACGCCUUUGUUUCUACCGCCGGAGAUUUGUUGCAACGAGUGCUCCAACAACAAGAAGGGUCUUUCUGGGUCGAAAGAGUCGAAAACACACGGGAAAUUCGACCGUUUUCUCCAAAGUUUCGUCCUGAAGCGGUCAGUGCAUAAAACAGAUGCAGAAGAGCCCUUUUUCAAGGUCGACAUCUGGGCACUGGGUAUCUCGCUUUACUACUUGAUAUUCAGGUGCUUCCCAUUCUAUGACGAGAACGAGUUUCGGCUUUUUAACGAUAUAGUGCGAGAUCAGCCGGCAAUUCCACCUUUUGCGUUUCAUGACACACUAUUGUGGGCAAAGCUCGAAUCCCGGCAAAGCGGGCACUCUGAGCACGAGCUGCGGCAGUUUUUCGACCUUCUUGUGGGCUUUUUGCGCAAGUUGUUGGACAAAGAUGCAAAGAAGAGACCGGGGAUCGAACAGGUGAAAAAACACGAUUUCAUGAAGUUCUGCGUGGAAAACCCUGCCUACCAGCACUUUCAACACUUCAAUCACACUUUCUUUAAUGCCUUCAACAUGUUAUCUGGGCAGUCUGAGACCAGAAAACGCUCAAACGGUACACCAAACGAAAAUGGGCUAGUCUGCAAUUCCGAGUCUUCCGUAUACUUGAAUGAUGUACUUAUGUAUCCUCCAGGAAGCCCAAAUAGCACACUAGGUAACUCUGGUGUGCACAGAAAUAGAACAACUCGACUUAAAGGCCCAUUUGCGAAUCUUUUUGACCAUCGCACGUACAAUGAUAUUGCAAAAACAGAUGAUCACUUAGAGGAUGAGGACAUUUCGGAUGGCUCGUCUUCAUCUGGGUCGCUUAUCGACUCUGUUGCACCCGAUUCUGGGUUUAUAGCGCCGUCCAGUGGCGGGUUAGGGUUAGGGUUGGGGUCGUCUGCGCUCUCGUUGCCGAUAAGCGCCCCGCAGGUGGCGCAUGGCCGCCGGCGCGCCGCAACCCCUGCGGCGCCUUAUGCGGAUCAGCGCACGGUUGCGGCACCAAAGGGUCUGAUAAGCGCAGCGCAGAUGCGCAAAGGAGGCCAACUCUCCAGGCACGGCAGUCGCCAAAGUGCCACCAACGGCGACAAUUUCGGAUCAUCUGGGCCACUGAGCCGGUCAGGCACCUCCCACAGUACAAGUAGGAGACCACUUCACGUACAAACUGAGUUUGAUAGUCGAUAUUCGCCGUCUCCCUCACCGAUUAGCCCCUGUUUCCCAAUAGUGCACAAGAAUCCAAGUGGUGUUUCUGCAAUUAGCCACGAGAAUCAAAGAUCCAGAGCCCGGAACAGGGACUCGGUGCUCACAAUCAAGACUUUACCGCCGAAAUUUGGCGAAAAUCCGCUGACCCCGGAUCUUCGUCCUCCAGCAGCUUUUGGAGAGGAAAAAAGAUCACAUUCGUUUUCCAAGCUUAAGCAUAGCGAAAAUAUUGACUUCAAGGCGUUUUUCCGGCAGGAGAAGGAGGAGCAGCGCAUAAAGGAUGCAGAGGAGGAUAAGAAGCUUGGUGAGCAGUAUAGGAUGUACACGAUGGAUGAGUAUUUGGGAGGUUUAAAGUGA
Molecule: messenger RNA, 2190 nt
Organism: Brettanomyces bruxellensis
Lineage: Eukaryota; Fungi; Ascomycota; Pichiomycetes; Pichiales; Pichiaceae
Exons: 1
Coding region: 1-2190 (729 amino acids)
Biological process (GO): protein phosphorylation
Molecular function (GO): protein kinase activity; ATP binding
Source: RefSeq, a predicted model, not a curated record